This is a messenger RNA of Scutellospora calospora, 630 nucleotides long. Lineage: Eukaryota; Fungi; Glomeromycota; Glomeromycetes; Diversisporales; Gigasporaceae. The record is from the annotation of a GenBank genome assembly.
GCUGCAAUCGAAUGUUAUCUUUGUGAUUCAUACAGUUCGAUCGAUGCUUUAUUAGAAAUAUUUUCUUAUGGAGAUAUUGAUCCAUCAGAUUAUCAUUCAGAUGAUUCGGAAAGUGAUGAUGAUGAGGACUCGCAUUUUGCCGCUAAUCGUGCUGAUGAUUACUUGCUAUGGCAACGUACUCCAUAUUUAGAUGAGUUUCGUCAAAAGAAAAAAGCUAGGAUGGAAGAGUUCCUAAAUGUCAAAGGAAAACUCGAACAACAUUUUGAAAAUUUAGCUCAAAAAUAUCCAAUUCGUGAUCUAGAAAUUGAAAUGUAUAAAUAUUGUAAUAAAGUUAGUAGUACUUAUAUGAAGGUUCCAGAGUUAAUAAGCGUACAUAGAUCUUCUACUACAAAUAACGAUUUCCCCCUAGAGCUAUUCCAUAUUCCUGGAAUAUAUAAUGGUGGAAUUAAUAUACCAGUGAGUGAUGAUGAUUUAGAUGAUAAUACGGUUGAUCAAAUUCCGGUUUCUCGAAGUGAAGUUGUCGAUCAAAAUAUCGAUGUUAAUUUUGAUAUUGAAACUCAAAGAAAACGUCGUGUCUUAGAGGAGAAUGAUGGUAAACAGCUCAAGAAAAGAAAAAAUUUAACCUCUUAA